UGUACGAAUUGACUAAAAAUCUUCAAAACAUCUGCCGCAGUCUUUAUUACUGUUUCUGAUUCGAAGCCAACGAUGGUUUGUGGAGGUUUUGUCUGCUCCAAGUCCUCCCUUACGGUCCUCAAUGUAUUGUACAUAUUAGUUGCUUUCAUCCUGAUUGGAGUUGCUGCUUAUGCUAGAGUUGUUGCUGUUGUAACUAGCCUUGCCUUGGUAGGAGGAGUAAUUGCCUGUGGUGUUUUCCUAUUUCUGACAGCCUUAAUAGGAGUAAUUGGAGCAUGUAAACAUCAUCAAGUCCUCUUAUUCUUUUACAUGAUAAUUCUGUUCCUUGUUUUCUUGAUCCAAUUUUCUCUUGCCUGUGCCUGCCUGGCUGUCAAUCAGGAACAGCGAGAACAGCUGGCUUUGACAGGCUGGCGCUAUUCCAGCAACCAGUCUCGCAUCAAGUUACAAAUUAGCUCACAAUGCUGUGGCUUUCGAAGUGAAAAUGAUGCUGAGGAACACCCUUCCUGUGCCAAUGUAAGAGUUAUCAUUUCAUUAAAUAUAGAAAAACUAACUUUCAUAAACUUUCUUAUGCACACUUUUUCCAAAGAAAGUUCAGAUUUAUAGUUUUUAGCUCACCUGAGCUGAAUUCUCAAGUGAGCUUUUCUGGUCACCUGCUGUCCAUAGUCCAUUCGUCUGUCUGUAAACUUUUUACAUUUUCA
Messenger RNA from Saccostrea cuccullata (small rock oyster), 695 nucleotides. Its product is annotated as tetraspanin-31-like. The transcript is spliced from 3 exons. Bases 73 to 600 code for a protein of 175 amino acids. Gene Ontology annotation, cellular component: plasma membrane. NCBI's taxonomy places the organism in Eukaryota, Metazoa, Mollusca, Bivalvia, Ostreida, Ostreidae. The record is from RefSeq and is a predicted model, not a curated record.